Messenger RNA from Humulus lupulus (European hop), 1976 nucleotides. RefSeq lists its product as uncharacterized. The record is from RefSeq and is a predicted model, not a curated record. The coding region runs from base 38 to 1723 and encodes 561 amino acids. The transcript is spliced from 6 exons. Gene Ontology annotation, cellular component: cytoplasm. NCBI's taxonomy places the organism in Eukaryota, Viridiplantae, Streptophyta, Magnoliopsida, Rosales, Cannabaceae. Gene Ontology annotation, molecular function: mRNA binding.
CGCCAACAGGCCCCCAACCAAACCCAUACACCAUCAAAUGUACCAGCUUUUUCAGACCAACAAUGGCUAUCUUUGCUCUACUCUCAGAAACCACUUCAGAAUCUUGAAAAUUUGCUCACCCAUUUCGCAGUUUCACGAUGUUAGCGAAAACCAUGGUCUGAAUCCCAAGCUUGAUUUCGUAUUGGGAGAAAUUAAAGAGAUUCAGUCGUCAAAACCCGUCACCGGCGUUACCCAAUCGGAGUCGGACUCUGAUGACGCUCGAAUCCUUACAAAGGAGGAAAAUGUUUCUUUCGAGAUUUUGCACCCGUGGCCGGAGUGGGUGGAUUUGAUGGAGUGCUUAUUGAAGAGAGGUUACUUCGAAGGGGACGGAAACCCAUUUCGAAAUGGUCAAGUGGGUCACAGAGAAUCCAAAUUUAUUCGGACUGCGUGCCUUAAUUUCGCCCGCGAUCAUUUUAAUCUCAUAAGGUUCUUAUCUAGGAAAAAUAUCCAGGCCAUUUCUAGAUGUGGAUGCCCAAGUUUAGAUAGAAAAGUUGUCAACUCAGGGAAGCGUUUGAGGGCAUACGUGGGCGUUGACGAAGGAGAUACUUGCAGCUCCUGCAAUUUGAGGGGAGACUGUGAGAGGGCUUAUGUGAAGGCUCGUGAAGAUGAAGGUGGGCGGACAGUGGAUGUUAUGCGUUUCUUAUUGACAUAUGGGCUUGAUCCCAUUGCCGGGACGGUGGAAAACAUGCCAUGUCUAAACAAAAUGGUCAAAGAAUCAGUAAGAGCACUACUCAAAGAGAUGGUAGAAUAUAGCACGAGGAGUAUGAAUUCCAAUAUCCGGAAGCCAAAGUCAUUAGAAAAGUUUGUACUAGUGGAAGAUCCGAAAAUUCCAGAAGAUAAAGGUCGCAUACAUGUCCCAAUGAAGCAAGGCGACUGGCUGUGUCCCACGUGCAAUUUUCUAAACUUUGCCAAAAAUAUCAAGUGCCUUCGCUGUGAUGGUUUAUUUGAAGAAAAACUGAAGCAACUCAGGGAGAAUCAGGAUAAUCUUCCAUUGAAGAAGGGAGACUGGAUCUGUGACAAAUGUAAUUUCUUGAAUUUCGCGAGGAACACAAAAUGCUUGCAAUGCAAAGAGAAGCCUCCAAUGCGGCAGCUUAAUCAAGGGGAAUGGGAAUGUCCAUCGUGCAACUAUAUCAACUUCAGAAGAAACAUGGUGUGCUUAAAAUGUGACCAUAGAAGACAGAAGGCAGUGAAUUCCUCAGAAAGUUAUGCUAAAAGUAACCUUGAAAAUGUACGCUACAGUAAUAGUAGAUUGACGAAUGUUGAAGUUUACAAUGCUGAUAAUAGUAUUCAGACUUCUGUACAACGAAGUGGAUUAUGUCGAAACAAUAGUGCAAACGUGUGGAGAUUUGUGGAAGAAGAGAAUGAAGAAUGUACUUAUCCUAAGUCAAAGAAUGAGGCUUCUGGUUUUGUUGAUUUUCCUAUUGCCGGAGGUAAGAGCGAUUUGUCUCGAAGUGCAGAAAAGAGAGAGAGAUGGAAAUCAGAGAUGCUAGAGAGAAGCAAAGGUACAUUUAAAGCCAAAGACGAUGAUGACGAUGACAAUGGUGAUGAGUUAAGACCGGCCUGUCUUGAGAGAAGGUCAGAGUUUCCAUACUCUGCUGAUGAUGAGGAGAUGGCUGAAUGGUUCGGCCCUGGAAAGUUGGAAAGAAAAGGGACUAUUCAUGGACAUGAGAAAAUUCAAGAUUGAUGAUAAGAUCUCAGCCAUCAGAUUAUGGUGGUCUCCCAUGAAAACCUUCUGAAAUCAGCAUUAACCACAACCACUCUGUUGUUGAGUUACUAAACCCAAUGGUGAAGACAUUCUUUUAUCUUUGGAAACAAAUAUUUGUCAAAUGAUAGAGCAGUUUUCACUUUCUCUGUAUCUCAUUUGUUUAUUUGUUACUAUUAUCAUUAUUCUUGUAGAUGUUCACAUUGAGUUACUAAACCCACUUUUUUUUCUACUA